Molecule: messenger RNA, 477 nt
Organism: Chroicocephalus ridibundus (black-headed gull)
Lineage: Eukaryota; Metazoa; Chordata; Aves; Charadriiformes; Laridae
Product: olfactory receptor 14J1-like
Exons: 2
Biological process (GO): G protein-coupled receptor signaling pathway; detection of chemical stimulus involved in sensory perception of smell
Cellular component (GO): plasma membrane
Molecular function (GO): olfactory receptor activity
Source: RefSeq, a predicted model, not a curated record
CACUAUGGGUCCCUCCUGGGCAGCAGAGCUUGUGUCCACAUGGCAGCAGCUGCCUGGGGCAGUGGCUUUCUCAAUGCUCUCCUGCACACGGCCAAUACAUUUUCAAUACCCCUCUGCCAAGGCAAUGCCCUAGACCAGUUCUUCUGUGAAAUCCCCCAGAUCCUCAAGCUCUCCUGCUCAGACUCAGACUACCUCAGGGAAGUUGGGCUUCUUGCUUUUAGUAACUUUUUUUCUUUUGCCUGUUUUGUUUUCAUUGUGGUGUCCUAUGUGCAGAUCUUCAGGGCUGUGCUGAGGAUCCCCUCUGAGCAGGGACGGCACAAAACCUUUUCCACGUGCCUCCCUCAUCUGAUCGUUAUCUCCCUGUUUAUCAGCACUGGUGUGUUUUCCUACCUGAAGCCCUCCUCCAUCUCCUCCCCACAUCUAGACCUAGUGGUGUCAUUUCUGUACUCCGUGGUGCCUCCACAUAUUCUCAGAUAA